Messenger RNA from Syngnathoides biaculeatus (alligator pipefish), 2110 nucleotides. It is a transcript of the gene arhgef3l, whose product is annotated as Rho guanine nucleotide exchange factor (GEF) 3, like. Lineage: Eukaryota; Metazoa; Chordata; Actinopteri; Syngnathiformes; Syngnathidae. Gene Ontology annotation, biological process: intracellular signal transduction; positive regulation of Rho protein signal transduction. The transcript has 14 exons. The coding region runs from base 180 to 1766 and encodes 528 amino acids. The record is from RefSeq and is a predicted model, not a curated record. Gene Ontology annotation, molecular function: guanyl-nucleotide exchange factor activity.
UGUCAGAUUCAAGUAAUGUGUGCCAGAUUCAAGUACCGGUAAACAUUUUGUUAGGUUUGGGGUUUUUUUUUUGUUUUUUUUACCCUGCCCGAGAAGAGCGGAUACAUUGUGAAGUACGACUCAAAAGGAUGUGGUUGAGCGCAAGAUAACGAAGCAAAUGAGGAAUUUAAUGACAGAAGAUGGAAGUGGACGAGAGCUUUGAGAUGAGAACAUCCUGGUCACAAAGUGCAGGAGAGACACAGUGCACCACUACCUGUGACCAUGCAGGAAAGAAGAGAAAACAAGACUCAACGCCUGAACGUGUGAUCCGAAUGACUGAAGAUAACGAGCAGGAGGAGGAGGAAGAGCAAGAGGAGGACAAAAUGUUGCCUGAGCACAUGAAUGACUCAGAGGAGCCCAGCAACAAACGGGUCAAACCAGUGGUCAAGUCAAACAGCCUAACAGGGGUCAUCACGCCGGCGAAGACCCCUGCUCUCAAACGCAUCGGACAGUCCAUUUCGCGUUCCAUCAGUUUUCGAACCGAGGCUCGGCCUUUGCCCACGCCGCCCCUGCGCUCGCGCACAAAGGGCACCAUGUUUCCACGGAGGCGCAACAGCCAAUGCUGGAGCGACACGGUGGAGAUUCACAACCUCACCGCCAAGGAGAUCAAACGUCAAGAGGUCAUUUACGAGCUGACUGAGGGGGAGCGACAACUCAUCGAGGACCUCAGUCUUGUUAAAAAGGUGUACUAUGAGCCCAUGCUGAAGCUUGACAUCAUGUCCGAGAGUGAACUGCGGCAGAUUUUCGGCACUCUGGACUCUCUCAUUCCUCUCCAUGAAGAUCUGCUAAGCCGUCUCGAACGUCUGAGGGGAUCGAAGAAAACAGUGGGCGAGGUGGCUCCCACUCUGAUGAAUUGGUUUCCUUGCCUGGAAGCCUAUGUCACAUACUGCUGCAACCAGGUGGAAGCCAAAGCGCUGCUGGACCACAAGAAGCAUGAGAAGCGCGUGGAGCAGUUCUUGCGCCUGUGCCAGGAGUCGUCAUUUAGCAGGAAACUGGACCUCUGGAACUUUCUGGAUCUCCCUCGAAGCCGUUUGGUGAAAUAUCCUCUUUUGCUGAAAGAGAUUCAGAAGUGCACACCUGCUGAGCAUCCCGAUGAGUUUACAUUGCCCGAUGCAUUGCAACUGAUCCAGAGCAUUGUGGCAGAGGUGAACAAAAAGACGGGUGAAGCUGAGUGUCAGUUCUACCGGCGGGGGCUCACCUACCUUGAAGAUUGCCAGAGACUUCCCGAGAUCCAACAGUCGCGCUUCCUCUAUUGCCACGGGGAGCUCAAGAACAAUAAGGGCCAGCGUCUGCAUGUGUUCCUGUUUGAGCUGGCUCUGGUGCUGACCAGACCGGGAGAAGAACGGGAAGGAGGCCACGUCUUCCAAGUGUACAGGCAACCUCUCCCCAACGCCUCCUUAAACCUGGAGGUGAUCCCAGAUGGGGAAGCAGGCGGAGGGGGUUCCUUCAGAGGAGCUUUCACGGGGGGCAAUGACAAAGUGAAAAACUGUUUUCGCGUGAGCAGCAGGGGGCGCUCCAAAGCCCACUCCUACAGCCUGCAGGCCAAUGACUCCUUCAGCAAGCAACAGUGGGUUACGUGCUUGCGCCAGGCUGUAGUCCAGUCUCGAGACAGGAAGGCCCAGAGCAGACAGUCAGUGGCGCUACCGCACUCUGACCCCACUCUGUGUCACAUCGCCGACCUCAGCCUCAGCUGCGAUGCCGACAUGGCCGAAGUCACCGGCCGCUGAGCGAACGAAGAGGGCGCCGGCCGUUGCGCAGCCUCUGGAGUUGUGCAAUGGGCUUUUUGUUCCCUUUUGGAUGACCCCACCGAAUGGCUUUAUCAUGUACAGCUUGUGGAACAAUCUUACUGAAUGUACAUUUACUAAGUGUACCAUCUUUUGUUAUAUUAUUAAUAAACGUUUGUUAAUUCAAGUACUACGCAGAGAUGUGGUGUCUGAAUACAAAGCCGUCAAGAAGGAGCGAGAAAAGAUUACAGAUGAUUAUCCUCCUUCCAUUUCUCUCUCACUCUCUCUCCCCUUUCUCGCUUCCCAGCUUUCUUUGGCGCCAGCCUACGGAGCAGGACGCGGAUGUA